This is a messenger RNA of Ilex paraguariensis (yerba mate), 354 nucleotides long. NCBI's taxonomy places the organism in Eukaryota, Viridiplantae, Streptophyta, Magnoliopsida, Aquifoliales, Aquifoliaceae. The record is from the annotation of a GenBank genome assembly.
AUGGCGGGUCGAGACUACGAGCGAUCAAGAAUGGAGCAUUGUGUUGGGCUCUUCUUUGAUCCUCCACCACCUCCAAGAUCCGAUGAUGAACGCAUGAAGAGUAAGGUGGACAAGAAUCUUUGUAGAGACAUGCUUCGUGCGGUUGGUGCUAGUCACUCUUCUCAUACAAAGCCGGUUAUGAAUAACACUAGCAACAAGGACAAAGGGAAAGCCAUUAUAACCCCAUUGGGGGAUGUGGGAGGUGCCAUGGAGGUUCCACAACCUGGGAAAAGCCUACCCCAAGUGGGAAAUAUGGAUGCCAGCAGCAGCAGUGCCAUCAAGUCUGUUAACAACCAGUGUCCAAAUGGGCCAUAA